AAACACAUCAAAGAAAACACACACCUUUAAUUCUAUUGAAGCUAAGCUCAUCGAUCAUGUCUACCAAUGUUGCUGAUUCUUCCCUCCCUGCUCAAAGAUUAUUAGGAAAAGUGGCAAUCGUCACCGGAGGAGCAUCUGGAAUUGGAGAGGGAAUUGUGCGUUUGUUUCACAAACAUGGUGCAAAAAUAUGCAUCCUUGACGUACAAGACGAGUUAGGGCAACAAAUCUGUGAGUCGCUCUCCAACGACGACUCAAACAUUUGUUAUUUACACUGUGAUGUCUCAAACGAGGACGAUGUUCGUCAAGCUAUCGACUUCACCGUGGAUAAGUUCAGUACUCUUGACAUUAUGGUCAACAAUGCCGGCGUUAUGGAACCGCAUAACCCAGACAUCCGAACCUUCGACCUGAAUAGGUUCGAAAAGACGAUGAACAUAAACGCCAAAGGAACGUUCAUCGGAAUGAAACAUGCAGCGCGUAUUAUGAUGCCCAACAAAAAGGGUACAAUAGUUUCUACUUCUAGUAUGGCCAGCGUAAUUGCCGGCGUAUCGCCGCACGCGUACACCGCAUCCAAGCAUGCCAUUGUAGGGCUUACACAAAACGUUGCAGCUGAACUGGGAAAACAUGGAAUCCGAGUGAAUUGUGUAUCUCCAUAUGGAGUUCCAACUCCAUUGACCUUUAAUCAGUUGCCUAAAGAGUAUGUAACAGAUGAGGUCAUAGCAGGAGCACGAAAACAGAUUACAAUGAAGGCUAAUUUGCAAGGUGUGGAUCUAACUGUGGAUGAUGUUGCCAAUGCUGUGCUCUUCUUUGCAAGUGAUGAUGCUAAGUAUGUGAGUGGAACCAAUUUGUUGGUUGAUGGUGGAUUUUCAAGUGUGAAUCACUCAUUUGGAUUCUUCAGAUGAUUAAGUUGUGGGCAGUUUUUGUUUAUAGGUUCCAAGUUUUUAAUUUCCUCUGUGUGUUAUAUGUUAAAAUAAAAGUCAUAUUUGUAUCUUGUUAUUUGUUGUCAUGGAACCUUAUAUUACUUUUGUGUGAUUGUGUCGUUGGAUUUGUAAUAAUUUAUCAUUUGAAGUUUGAUUUCCCUUGUAUUCCCAUGUUCUUAUGACUGAAAUAAAACUUGUUUUUUCUUUUGCG
Tripterygium wilfordii is the source of this 1128-nucleotide messenger RNA. RefSeq names its product xanthoxin dehydrogenase-like. Gene Ontology annotation, biological process: abscisic acid biosynthetic process. Gene Ontology annotation, cellular component: cytosol. The coding region runs from base 57 to 899 and encodes 280 amino acids. Lineage: Eukaryota; Viridiplantae; Streptophyta; Magnoliopsida; Celastrales; Celastraceae. The record is from RefSeq and is a predicted model, not a curated record. Gene Ontology annotation, molecular function: xanthoxin dehydrogenase (NAD+) activity. The transcript is spliced from 2 exons.